AUGUCGACUGCAGAUCUUGAGACCCAGCAGACAUCACCUGCGUUACCUCCCACCAGCAGUCCCGUCAGUACUGCAAGCCCUCGAAGAAACGCAAGACACACCAAGGGACUUUCGCUGAACUUCCCCAUUCUACUGCCAACGAAUGCAACCUCCCAGGCCUCCUCUCCGAGAACGGCAUCUCCAUCACAAUCAUCAGCUCGCGGGUCGCCACAUACCAAAUCAGUAUCAUUCCACGCCGGUACUGAAGCCAUUCCAUCGCCAGGCAGCGGUAAUACCGACUUCUUGACGCUGAUUGCUUCUCAGGAGCGUAAGGUCUUGGAGAUAAGAGAGGACCUGAACAAAGCCGAGGCCGAGCUCACGGGUUUGAAGAAGCAAUGGGCUAUACACGAAGCAACGAAAAAGAGGGAGGAGGUCAAGCAAGUCAGACGAGUGCCUGUAUCACUCGAUGAAGUGCCACGCAGCCCGAACCACCUGGAAGGCGACGAGCUAGAAGAGGAACGGCGGAGGCGGCGGGCCUUAGUCGAGAUGCAACCAGGAGGCAGGGGGGUUCCCAGACGGCAGGGCAGCCAGAGGAAAGUAUUUGAAGGACGGCACACUCGGACGUUGAGCUUGCUGAGUCCAACAACGCCUCGGAAGAGCCAAGAACUGGCCAAUAUUGUCAGUGACAUGGCCGAACAAGGCAGCGUGCGGAGUAGCGAAGACUCACCGACACGACCGGAGCCAUUGACCAUCGGACAAAAGCCAUCAUUGUCGAGAAUGCCCACACUGGAUGGUCUGAUCUCACCGGAUGCUUUGCAAAUGAGUGCAAGCUUCGGCAAGACUUACAAGGACCUGGCUGCGCAACAUCGCCGGUCGCUGCCACCCGCUGCGGUUGAUAUGAUGAAGCAGGGCAAGUUCGUUGUGGAAGGAGUCAGAGACGGGCUGUGGACCUUCUUCGAAGAUAUACGGCAAGCCACAGUCGGUGACGAGGCCAUACACGGAGCCAGUCUGCAGCAACAGCAGCGUAUGAAUGGCCAGCCAAGUCGACCAACUCGAAGCAAGAGUAAGUCGGGAGUCAAGACAGAUGCACAGAAAAAGGAAGACUCGUUCUGGAAGGAGUUCGGCCUCGACACGCCCGGCAAGCCUCCCGGUUCAGAGCAGGCUAAAAAGGAAAAGGAGGGGAAGAGUGGCCAUGUGCAGAGCAAGAACAGCACGGACUCGCAGACUCCGCCGGACCUACUCGAUGACCUCAGAGACGACGACGACUGGGACAGCUGGGAAUCACCGUCACCCGUCGUCACGAAGGGUGACAGCAAGGUCGACGUGCUUUCAAGCUCGGUACCAGGCGAGGACUUGCCAUGGCCAGAGCUGAAGAAGCUGACGCCUAGCAAGCUGAACCGCACGGGCAGUGAUCUCAUUCGAGAAUGGGAUCAGGAGGACAACGCAUAG
Molecule: messenger RNA, 1428 nt
Organism: Cyphellophora europaea CBS 101466
Lineage: Eukaryota; Fungi; Ascomycota; Eurotiomycetes; Chaetothyriales; Cyphellophoraceae
Exons: 1
Coding region: 1-1428 (475 amino acids)
Source: RefSeq, a predicted model, not a curated record